Molecule: messenger RNA, 4994 nt
Organism: Scatophagus argus
Lineage: Eukaryota; Metazoa; Chordata; Actinopteri; Scatophagidae
Gene: fam91a1
Product: family with sequence similarity 91 member A1
Exons: 24
Coding region: 262-2763 (833 amino acids)
Biological process (GO): intracellular protein transport
Cellular component (GO): trans-Golgi network; cytoplasmic vesicle
Source: RefSeq, a predicted model, not a curated record
UCAUUCACAUCCACGGUCACGCCUCGACAGGAAGUGACGAAUGUGGACACGAGCGUGACGAACGGCUUGUUCGAAAAUACAACAAGGAAGUGGUCGUUUAUUGUAAAAGAAAAUAAUCACCGGAUACAACAUCUCCUCAAAGCGAGGAUCGCUUCGCUCGGCUGUUGGGUGUCGGGGGGGUAAAGUCACCGUGGACUUGCCCGAGAACCCGUUUCUGAUCGUCUCGAGGGAUCCUGCUUUUAGCCAGCUAGCUAGCUAGCGAUGAACACGGACGUGGAAUUUCACAUCAGGCAGAAUUAUCCGUGGAACAAGCUCCCAGCAAAUGUCAAACAGAGUUUGGGGAACUCUCAGCGUGAAUAUGACAAGCAUGUGCUGCUGUACAGCAUCCGCAACCAGCUGCGAUUCCGCAAUAACCUAGUCCGCCACGUGAGGAAGGAUGAGCGCAAGUAUUAUGAGGAGCUCCUGAAGUACAGCCGGGAACACCUGAUGCUGUACCCCUACCACCUGUCUGACAUCAUGGUCAAAGGGCUGCGGGUCACUCCAUUUUCAUAUUACAUAGGAAUCAUGGAGGAUAUUAUGAACAGUGAGAAGAGUUACGACUCCUUGCCCAACUUUACUGCUGCUGACUGUCUACGGCUGCUUGGCAUUGGGAGAAACCAGUACAUUGACCUCAUGAACCAGUGCAGGUCUUCCAAAAAAUUCUUCCGCAGGAAGUCAGCACGGGACCUGCUACCGGCCAAGCCAGUGGAAAUCUCUGUGGAGCCGUGGUGGGUGGCACAGACAGGUUACAUCACCGAGGACGACAUCAGGAUCUGUUCUCCAGCAGAGAAGAAAGCCAUUGAUAAGAUGAUAGAUUCUGGUCCUCAGCUGGCUGGAUCAAUGGAGUACAAUGUGGUCUUAAGCUUGUACAACCGGGGCUUUAUCUACUUGGAUGUUCCCAUAUCUGAUGACAGCUGCAUCUCAGUGCCCCCGCUGGAAGGUUUUGUCAUGAACCGCGUCCAGGGUGAUUACUUUGAAACACUUCUCUACAAAAUCUUUGUGUCCAUUGAUGAGCAGACAAAUGUAGCAGAGCUGGCAAAUGUGUUGGAGAUUGACUUGGACCUGGUGAAGAAUGCUGUUUCCAUGUACUGUCGCCUCGGCUUUGCUGUAAAGAAAGGUCAGGUGUUCAGCUCAGACCAGCUCCACCCCACCUGGAAGAAUGCUCCGUCUGUCAACAGGCUCAAGAGCACCAUGGACCCUCAGAAGAUGUUGCUGUCCUGGGAACAGGGCAGUCCUGUCAUGGAGGGAGGCUCCUCAGCCACCGACACUGACACCACCAGUCUGGAAGACCAAGGGGACACAGCCAGCGUGAGCAGCCUGAGCAUCCCAGCCGCACCCACAAAGAGGAUUGCCUUCCUCUUUGACUCCACCCUGACAGCCUUCCUAAUGAUGGGCAACCUGUCUCCGAACCUGAAGAGUCAUGCAGUGACCAUGUUUGAGGUGGGUAAGCUGUCUGACGAGACUCUGGACAGCUUCCUGGCUGAGUUGGAGAAGGUGGAGAGCACAGCGGAGGGUGAGGCCCAGCGGUACUUUGACCACGCACUGACCCUGAAAAAUACCAUCCUCUUUCUGCGCUACAACAAAGAACUUACUCAGGACCAGGGACCUGAUAUCCCAAAUAUAGGUUUCCCCUUGGACAUGUUGCGCUGUGAGAGCUUGCUGGGUCUGGACCAGGCCACCUGCAGCCGCGUCCUCAACAAGAACUACAAACUGCUGGUCUCGAUGGCGCCUCUCAGCAACGAGAUCAGACCCAUCAGCAGCUGCACACCUCAGCACAUUGGCCCAGCCAUCCCCGAGGUGAGCUCCAUCUGGUUCAAGCUGUACCUGUACCAUGUGACCGGCCAAGGCCCACCGUCUCUACUGCUCUCCAAAGGCUCCAGGCUCCGCAAACUGCCGGACAUAUUCCAGGUCUACGACAGGUUGCUGAUCACUUCCUGGGGUCACGACCCUGGAGUCGUCCCUACAUCCAACGUGCUGACCAUGCUCAACGACGCCCUCACACACUCUGCUGUACUAAUCCAGGGUCAUGGUAUGCACGGUCAUGGAGAAACAGUUCACAUCCCAUUCCCCUUUGACGAGGAAGAUCUAAAAGCAGAGUUCUCCUACUCCAACAUGUGUACGCACAAGGCGCUGCAGAAGCUGAAGGAGCACGUGGACCUGGAGCACCAGUGUGGCUACAUCACCAUGCUCAACCCCAACAACAGGCACCGUCGCAGGGCCAGCGACAGCGCUGAGUGCAGAGGGGACACCCAUCUAGGUGGAGGCCUGGACACCAACGGCAGCACUGAGUCCUUUGAGCUUGUGACAGAUGAAAACAACGGGGAAGGCAAGGCAAAGACAGACACCCUUUCAUGUGAAGAUGAGUGGGUCCCUCUUGAGCUGUGCUUCGGCAUGCCCCUCUUUAGCUCAGAGCUCAACCGCAAAGUGUGUCGAAAAAUCGCCUCGCACAAACUGUUCAGCAAUGACAGCCUUCAAGAGCUGCUUCACUCGAGCCGAAAACUAUCGCUGAAGGUGUUGAGCUUCGUUCAGUCAUUCCAGGACGGCAUCCAGCCCUCUGACCUGGACAGUGGCGUGUCAAACCCUCUCAGUCAACCCCAGGCGGAGUCCGGUGUUCCCCUGCCCGCCCUUAACCUCCUCUUCAAGGACGGGGAGCUGAAGGAGUGGAGUGGGCGGGCCCCUCCUCCUCUGGACAUCUCAGCUCUGCAGAAGGACCAACCCACAUAAGCCGAAAAAAAAAAGAAAUCCAGAUUUGGUUGUGAGGAAAUUCUUAUUCGAGGUCCAACCCUUCAUCUUCAUGUCCGAUCACAGGGAAACACUCAUUCAGAAGCCUCACCUUGUUAUACUUCACUAUCCAGUCAUGGGAAAAUUAGCCCUGCCAGCACUUUGUCAUUUACCUACUUUAUGAGGAAUCAUCCUUCUGACAGUGUUGUCAACACUAGUCUAAGCCCCCCACCCUCCCCCUGUGAGAUUCCUCAUAUUCGUAGCAAGGCAGUGUUAUCUGUUGGAGUGGUGCUAUUAAUCACAGUAUAUGAGAGUGAUGCAAGUAAACAGCAUAUAACCUGGAACACCAUUUAACUGGAAACACAAGUGCUGUUCUCCACUGACUAGAUCCCACCCAACCCUUCAAUCAGUGGAUGUUUUGUGAUCCUUGAGAGGAGUGUCAAGUGGUUGAUAUUGUAUAGAUGUUCUAAAGAUGACCCACAAAAUAAACAAAGUGUUGAACAGACUUCUUCAGGAAUCAUUUGACAAUAUGCAUAUUUUAGGACCAAGUCUUUGGACUGGAGUCCAAAUGUCAUGUACCUGUGUCAUCUCAUGUUAGUGAUCUGAUGCAUGAUGCUGUUGCGCAACUCGCACCAUAAAAAGUACUUUCCUCUUUACUUGUAGUCAAUAUCGGGGGCAUUUAUUAUUUGCACUGUGCAGGAUUUCUCCAAACCUGUGGAUGAAGUAAUGUCAUGUAUAUUUUUUUUUUUUCCAAACGUUGGAUUCAUCAUAGUGUGCACAUUAUGUUAGAGCUCACGUUUACCACAAGAAAGUGUCUCCUCUUCCUUGAGAUGGCUUAGAAAUUGACUGGGCAUCAGAGAAACUGAUGAAGCUGAACAGAAUUUUUUUUUUUUUUUUAAAGUAAUCCUUUGUUAGCAUUAUUUCUCAGUACAUGAGGACACCAAAGACCAUUUUCUUUUCCUGUGUCAUGAGUCUUUUGUAAUCUUUAAUCUGUUUUACUGUCUUUCUUUUUUAUUUUGCUGCCUUAUUACUGCCAGCCAAUCCAAAACUAGCAGGUCUGUGUUCAAAUCUUUGGAUUUGAUACGGUUAUGUUCAGUUAUUUUUGCUUUUUUUUUUUUUUUUUUUUUAGAUUUUACAAAUGAUUUAUGUGUGUUUGAAUGAGUGUUUAUAACCAAUAAAAGCAGCAACAUUGGGUCACAAGCCACCAACCCUGACCCCUGUUCAAGAAUUUGACAAUUUUGAGCAAGUGAAUCAAACUGCAUAGAGUGGGAGCAGUCAGGUCUGUGUGUUUGACCCAUGCCUGUUGCCACUGUUGCCUGCCAGUAUCUCUCCCUGGACUGACUCCAGUUUGUGUGCAGUGCUGUGCACUCUUGGCCAGCCCACCACACUCUCCAUGGGAUUCUGUUUACACCGUGUUUUCAAAAAUGGGGUUUGUAGUCUAGAGAGGAGAAGGCAACUUUAGCUGUGAAGGCUGUCACAGACCCAUGGGAUGGAAAUGCUAAUGCUUUGCCCAGCAUCUCAGAGAUAUGAUGGCCCCAAAAGUAUGUGAAGUCUGUCAUGAAUUUUCAGUGUGGCUCCAAGAAUACUUUUUAUUGCAUUUAGAGUGAUAACCCAUUUUGUUGAGUUUCUUCUUCUUCUUCUUUUCAUUUGACAGAAGCUGCCUUUUUGCAGUUUUUGACCCACUUGUGGUUGUUGUUUCUAAUAACGUGAUGCUGAAAUAGACAAAAAAAGACUAACGCAAGGCCCUGUUCAAGCAUGAUGACUGUGUAGAAGCUGUUGUGUGUAUGUUGUGUAUGCGUGUGUAUUGUACAUCUCACUCUUGGUGUGUAUUCAUACAUGCCUACCUUUCACAAAAAGAGUCCACACGCCCUCCAGUCCUGCCUGUCUGUUAUCCAGUUACAGUACUUGGUCAGCCCCCCCCUGCCCUCAUCCUCCCCCAGGUAUACAUUCACCACAGUGUUUAAAAAAUAGUUUUAUAUGUCAACCUAUAUUUUAGGAAAUCUUUGUUGUAGGUUGUUUAUUGGGACUGUGAAUAUCAUUGACUGAUUUAAAUAACGAUGAUGGUCUUGUAGUUAAAUGGAUUAAAAAAUAAAAGAAGAAAGUGACAUUCCUUCAACAUGCCCUUCCUAGUUCCAUCUCCUCUCUGCUUCAGAUACGUAUGAUUAUUUCAAAUAAAUAUGUAAAAAGUAUAUGAAAAUAUAAAUAAAUAUGUAAUAACUUUUCCUCCCUGAAAA